Elephantulus edwardii (Cape elephant shrew) is the source of this 312-nucleotide messenger RNA. RefSeq names its product normal mucosa of esophagus-specific gene 1 protein-like. The transcript is spliced from 2 exons. The record is from RefSeq and is a predicted model, not a curated record. The coding region runs from base 1 to 312 and encodes 103 amino acids. NCBI's taxonomy places the organism in Eukaryota, Metazoa, Chordata, Mammalia, Macroscelidea, Macroscelididae.
AUGGUGAGUUGCCAGUUGAUUUUGGUUUGGGAAUUGAUCUACACUCCUCAUUCCUCCAUCACGAACUUCUUUCAACUCCUGAUGAAAAAGAAGGAACUUAUUCCUUUGGUGCUGUUUAUGACCAUGGCAGGGACCGGAGCAUCAUCUUUUGCUGUUUAUUCCCUUAGAAAAAGUGAUAUGAUCAUUAAUCGAAAAAGAAAUCCAGAACCUUGGGAAGAUGUGGAUCCGACUGUACCUCAAAAGCUCAUAACAAUCAAGCAAGAGUGGAAACCCAUUGAAGAGUUGCAGAUGGUCCGAAAGGCAACCAGAUGA